AUGUCUUGUUCCAAUCCUACUAGUAGCAUCAAUGUCACCACAACUGAUCAAAACCCUAAUAUCAAUGUCACACCAACUGAUCAAAACCCUAAUAGUAGUGAUAAUAAGAUAUACAGGGGGGUGAGGAAGAGAAAUUGGGGAAAAUGGGUAUCUGAGAUUAGGCUUCCAAAUAGUAGGGAGAGAAUAUGGUUAGGAUCAUAUGACACACAAGAGAAAGCAGCAAGAGCAUUUGAUGCAGCCCUUUAUUGUCUACGUGGUCCUCAUGCAAGUUUCAAUUUCCCUAACACACCUCUUACCAUCAAUGUAGCUGUGAAUCAUGGUGUUGGUCACCAAUCUCUUUCACCAGAAGAAAUCCAAGAGAUUGCUGCGAAAUUUGCCAAUGAGUCGUCGCCACCAAUUGAGCUCACUCAAGAAGAAGAUCAUCAAGUACCUUCAGAUCCUCUAGAAUCACAAAAUGAUACCAAUUCAAAUGCUUAUUCAUAUCCUUUAGAUAAUGAUAUUGGUGAUUUGAGGAGGAUGGAUUGGACAUUUGAUGAUAUGUUUGAGGACAUGAAUGGAGUUGCUAAUGGCUCUGAUUUUUAUGGGCUGCAAAAUAUGCAAUACUCAACUCCACCCUUUGAAGAGGAUAAUGUGGACCAAAUUGAAUGUGAAGAUACUUUUACUAAUCAUUCAACCCUUUGGAAUUGGAACUUUUGA
Messenger RNA from Medicago truncatula (barrel medic), 696 nucleotides. RefSeq names its product ethylene-responsive transcription factor ERF018. Gene Ontology annotation, molecular function: DNA binding; DNA-binding transcription factor activity. Bases 1 to 696 code for a protein of 231 amino acids. Gene Ontology annotation, biological process: regulation of DNA-templated transcription. The record is from RefSeq and is a predicted model, not a curated record. The transcript has a single exon. Lineage: Eukaryota; Viridiplantae; Streptophyta; Magnoliopsida; Fabales; Fabaceae.